UAUAAAUAAAUAUUUUCCUUCUCAUUAUUUCUAAUUGAAUGGUUCAUUAUUCAAGAUGGGUGAAGAUAAGCCAACAGAAGUCGCAGCUGGAGAAGAAUUAUCUAAGAAAGCUCUUAAGAAACAACAGAAGGAAGCUGAGAAAGCAGCAAAAAAAGCUGAACGUAAAGCUCAAGUUCAAAUGCAACAAGAUGCAGUAGAACAAGAGGAUGUAUCGGUUGGCAAAUAUGGACAAUUAACUAUGAUACAAAGCGAUGAAGCGCAUAAGGAAAGAAAUUUUGUUCAUGUGAAGGAAUUAAAUAAAAAAUUCGAAAAUCAAACUAUAUGGUUAAGAGGCCGCUUGCAUACAAGUAGAGCUAAAGGCAAGCAAUGUUUUAUUGUAUUAAGACAGCAGUCUUAUACAGUACAAGGAUUAGCUGCGGUGAAUGAACAAAUUAGCAAACAAAUGAUUAAAUUUAUAUCAAAUAUAACAAAGGAAUCUAUAAUAGAUGUUGAAGCUAUUAUAAAAACAGUACCCGCUGUGAUUGAAUCUUGUACACAAAAAGAUGUAGAAGUACACAUCCAAAGAAUUUUUGUAGUAAGUGCUGCAAAACCGCAGUUACCACUUCAAAUUGAAGAUGCUGCUAGAGUCGUUAAUGAAUUUGACGAUACAGGAUUGAAUAUAAAAGUUAAUCAAGAUACCAGAUUAGACAAUAGAAUUUUGGAUUUACGUACUCCUGCUAAUCAAGCUAUAUUUAGAGUGGAAGCUGCAGUAUGUAAACUUUUUCGAGAUAUUUUAACAGCCAAGGGUUUUGUUGAAAUACAUACACCUAAAAUUAUUUCUGCAGCUAGUGAAGGUGGUGCAAAUGUAUUUACUGUAUCCUAUUUUAAAGGAAAUGCAUAUUUAGCUCAAUCACCACAACUUUACAAACAAAUGGCUAUAGCAGCAGACUUUGAUAAAGUUUUUACCGUUGGUGCAGUUUUUAGAGCCGAGGAUUCUAAUACUUAUAGACACUUGACAGAAUUUGUUGGUCUUGAUUUAGAAAUGGCAUUUAAAUAUCAUUAUCAUGAAGUUGUUGAUACCAUUGGUCAAAUGUUUACAGAAUUAUUCAAAGGCUUGCGCGACAAUUAUGCCAACGAAAUAGCAGCUGUUCAUCAGCAAUACGCAGUAGAACCAUUUAAAUUCUUAGAUCCACCCUUGAAAUUAGAAUUUCCCCAAGCAAUUGAAUUGUUGGCAGAAGCAGGUGUAAUUUUAGGAGAAGAGGAUGAUUUAUCAACACCAGAUGAAAAAUUAUUGGGAAAAUUAGUAAAAGCUAAAUAUGACACAGAUUUUUAUAUUUUGGAUAAAUAUCCUUUGGCAAUAAGACCAUUCUACACUAUGCCUGAUCCAAAUAAUCCUAAAGCAUCAAAUUCUUAUGACAUGUUUAUGCGUGGCGAAGAAAUUAUAUCCGGUGCUCAACGUAUUCAUGACCCAGACUUUUUAACAGAACGUGCCAAGCAUCAUGGUAUUGAUAUUGAAAAAAUUAAAUCAUACAUCGAUGCAUUUCGAUAUGGGUGUCCUCCUCAUGCCGGUGGCGGUAUCGGUUUGGAACGUGUGGUGAUGUUAUAUCUUGGUCUGGAUAAUAUUCGAAAAACUUCCAUGUUUCCACGUGAUCCUAAACGUCUUACACCAUAGAUAUUUUACGCAUACUAUAUUUACUAAAUAUGUAUAGCGAUAAUAUUGCUUUGUAUGUUGACAUUUUUAAAGUCUUUAUAAUAUAAAAAGAAGAAAAAACCAAAGUGAAUUUAU
This is a messenger RNA of Polistes canadensis, 1765 nucleotides long. RefSeq names its product aspartate--tRNA ligase, cytoplasmic (gene AspRS). Gene Ontology annotation, biological process: aspartyl-tRNA aminoacylation. NCBI's taxonomy places the organism in Eukaryota, Metazoa, Arthropoda, Insecta, Hymenoptera, Vespidae. The coding region runs from base 56 to 1651 and encodes 531 amino acids. The transcript has 12 exons. Gene Ontology annotation, cellular component: cytoplasm; aminoacyl-tRNA synthetase multienzyme complex; cytosol. The record is from RefSeq and is a predicted model, not a curated record. Gene Ontology annotation, molecular function: aspartate-tRNA ligase activity; RNA binding; ATP binding.